UCGUUGCAAUGAACUCUACUCUCGUGAUUCUACUCAUCUCAGCACUGGGUUUGGUCCAGGCCAACACCCUCCGUGGAUCUAAGGAGGAGGAUAGUUCUGGAAUGCAGGAGUACAUAGUGUCCCUGGAUCAUCCGCAUUCUCCUCGGUGGCCCUGCGAAGUGGCCCACUAUCCCGAGGCCUAUGUCCUAAUGCACAAGGUGGAUAAGCGACUGGAACGGAUUGACAGCGAGGACACUAAAGCUAGGAUCACGAACUACGCAGCGGGACUGUUGAGGCAGUGCAUCCUGGACGAGCAAAUGGAUGAGCAUUGCGUGAAACGUUCGAUUGGUUUUACCAUGUCGUUCAUUCAUCACCAAAGGAGGCAGGAGAAUCGGUUGUAAGAUAUCUACUUGUGCGUGACAAAAUAAACUGCGAGCAUUGACUUGAAAA
This is a messenger RNA of Drosophila elegans, 429 nucleotides long. RefSeq lists its product as uncharacterized. The record is from RefSeq and is a predicted model, not a curated record. NCBI's taxonomy places the organism in Eukaryota, Metazoa, Arthropoda, Insecta, Diptera, Drosophilidae. The transcript has a single exon. The coding region runs from base 9 to 380 and encodes 123 amino acids.